AUCUUAAAAUCUUGGGUUCCAGAGUAUCCUUGUUUUGUUUUGUUGAGCUGAGAAAUACGUAUAAUCGCAUAUUCCUUAUUUUCGCUGACAUAAACUUGUUCAAACCCCCUCAACCUUGUACUUUUAAUUCUGCCAACACCAAGCUCACACAUUUCUUGAUUCAUAUUAUAUUUACUCAUCAACCCUUUUUCAGGAUUGAAUCGUUUUGAUCGAUAUGCGGAAUAAUUGGUUGUUUCCCCGGGAUCAUGAUGUUUGGUCUUCUUAUAUGUUUCCGGUGGAACCCCUUGUAAACCCCAAUCUAUUUACCAGUAUUAGUUCAUUUGUCGACAAUUCAAGAUACUUUUGUGUUUCCGGAAGUUUGGCUCUACAGGAUGCUUUUAAUUGUAUGUCAAAGUUUACUGGCGCAGUGUUGUUAUGGUUUGCCAGUGGAUCGAGGUCUAGUAUAAAUUUUAAUCUACCUGGUGACCAUGGUGUAUCGAACAGAGGAAGAUGUAGACCUUGUACGCAAGUAAACCGCUUUACUGGCCAUAGUCUUUCUGGUUUUGGUCACAGUUUUAGAUUACAGGGUGAAUCUUGCAUACCCUUGAUUUUCGAAAAGAUUUCGAAUUUCAGUGUGAGACAACUGCACAAACAUGCCGAACAGCUUCAAACUUUUCCUAUGAUCUCAUUAGCUGCAGCUUUGAUACCGCCAUUCAACAAUGAAUCCCAAAAUGUGGUAUGUGUCCCCCAUGAGAAUGAUGAUGUGCUGAUGCAGAAAUGCGUUGAACAAGGUCCCUGUGAUUUUGAGCACCGUGGAUGUGAUCUCUGUUUAUCUACUUUAAACACAAGACACGCAGUUGAGCCCGUUACUGGCAUUGAGUUCCCAGCUAUAUUGGAAAACACUUCAGAUGGAGAGACCAACUCCAAUUGGCUUUCAGAGGUGCUUGUUGGAACUGGAUCCAGAACAAUGAAAAUAAUAAAAAUUAAGUCUCUGAAGCUUUAUGCAUUUGGUUUCUAUAUACAUCCUUUUGAUGUUUGUGAGAAGUUGGGCCGGAAAUAUUGCUCUAUUCCAGCAAGUGAACUACAUAAACAUCGUUCCUUUUAUCAGGAUCUUCUCAGGGAGGACAUUAGCAUGACGAUUAAACUCGUGGUUAGCGUCAAUGGGAUUAAAAUUAGUACAGUUAGAAGUGCUUUUGAGAAAUCUCUUCGAGCUCGAUUGAUGAAGACAAACCCAGCCAGUGAUUUUGACUGUGUGAGAAAAUUUGGUUCUCUAUUUGCUGAAGAUAUUCCUAUACGUGCGGGAACAACUAUCCUUUUCAAGAGAACAGCAGAUGGAUAUUUGAUUACAGAGAUUGAAGGCUAUCAAAUUGGAGCAGUACAAAGCAAGGAUUUGUGCAGGGCUUUCUUUGAUAUGUACAUCGGAGAUGUUCCUGCCUGCGAACAAACAAAAGAAGAAAUAGGGAGAAAUGUAGCAAGUAUGAUGAGGAGGUGCUAAGCAACAAUUCGUUGUCUCUCUUCUUUCGUUAGAUUGGUAGACAGUGAUCUGGUUUUAUGUGCUUGGUGGGAACUGGUUCAGGGCGGCAUCGGCCUUCACAACUAACAUGCAAUAGGCUUCAUACACUGCAAAAGUAUACAGAAUGCAUACUGCCUGGUUUUUGAAUAUAUAUGCUGGUAUUACAGAAGUUGUUCAUCAUUUCAAUCUGUAGCGGAAUAGUCUCUUCUAUAUUUUCAUCUUUCUUGAAAUCUCCUGUACAUUGUGCAAACCCUUUUUCUUUUGCUAAUACAAUUUAGUUUCUUAAACUACUGUAAAUGUUGAUGGAUUAUAUCUUAAUUCCAAUAGAUUUGAAAAGGCAGUACUAGCCAUA
Messenger RNA from Daucus carota subsp. sativus, 1844 nucleotides. Its product is annotated as fatty-acid-binding protein 2. Bases 215 to 1474 code for a protein of 419 amino acids. Gene Ontology annotation, cellular component: chloroplast stroma. The transcript is spliced from 11 exons. Gene Ontology annotation, molecular function: intramolecular lyase activity; fatty acid binding. The record is from RefSeq and is a predicted model, not a curated record. Lineage: Eukaryota; Viridiplantae; Streptophyta; Magnoliopsida; Apiales; Apiaceae.